Messenger RNA from Theobroma umbraticum, 1421 nucleotides. Its product is annotated as putative F-box protein At5g55150. Gene Ontology annotation, molecular function: protein binding. The record is from RefSeq and is a predicted model, not a curated record. Lineage: Eukaryota; Viridiplantae; Streptophyta; Magnoliopsida; Malvales; Malvaceae.
AACUAGCACUUCGUAUUCUGUAAGGAUUAGGAAAGAUAAGGAGAGACUUUCUGCUAUAUUAAAGACGUUGGGAGUCACGGCCAAACUCAUUAGUUUAACUCUUAUACAAAGAAAGAGAGAAAACCUUGGGUCUUCUUUUCUAUUUGAUUAGUCCAUCAUGCAAGAAGAAUUCGAAGCAGGUUGGGGUAGUAUUGUGGGUGAUCUUUUAAGAUGCAUUGUCGACAAGACUUCAAUUCGAGAUCGUAUUCGGAUGAGUGCAGUUUGUCGGUUUUGGCAAAAUUCGCUCAAGGAUGAAAAAAUCAAUUUUCCUAUUUGUUUGAUGCUUUCAGAGAAAGAGAGUAGUGACAAACGUAGUUUUAACAGUAAUGCAGAAGAAGUCAUUAUUGAGCUCGAUUUGCCGGAGAUCCGAGGAAGGAGGUGUUGGGGCACUCCUUUUGGUUGGUUAGUUACUUUCGGUCUUGAUCUUGAAAUUCGAUUGUUUAAUCCUUUAUCGAAAGCUAGUCUUUCCCUUCCUUCUCUGCGCUCCUUCGAUAAUGAUUUCGACUAUCCCCCAGAAGAUUUGCGUUUAUAUUUUAUAAAAAAAGUCUUCUUAUCCUCAAGUCCAACUUCCCCUGAUUGUAUUGCUAUGGCGAUUUGUGGAGUGUCGAAUAGAGAUGAGACUUUAGUCUUUGCAAAGCCUGGUGAUCAAGUAUGGACUCAAAUUUGUUUUAUCUUUUCAAUGGAUGACAUCACUUGUUUCAAUGGUAAUUUCUUUGUAGUUCUUAUUACUGGGGAAGUUCUUAUAUGUGAGGACUUAAAUGGACCAUCUCCAAAACUCGUUGAAUUCGCUGCACCACCUUCUACUGUUCAUCUUGGUCAUAAGAAGUAUAUUGUUGAUUUGGGUGGCGAUCUUUGCAUGAUUACUCGCGGUGUUGGUCGAUAUGAUAUCAGAUAUGAUAGUGGAAGAGUGGAAAGAACUGAUUUGACGGAAGAGUUCGAGAUUUUCAAACUUGACAUGCAUACAAAGAAUUGGGAGAAAAUAUUAUCAUUGGGUGAACACUCUUUAUUUCUUGGAAAUUGCUGCACUUUCUCCGUCUUGGCAGCUAACUAUCCUAGAUGCAGGGCUAAUUGCAUUUACUUUACCGAUGACAAUUUUUAUUAUUAUCCUCAGGCUCGCGUCUCUGAUAUAGGCAUCUACAAUUGUGAUAAUACAAAGGAUAUAAACUAUAUCAACGAUUACGAAGUGUUGGAUUUGCGUUCUACAUUCUCUCCUCCGCUUUGGAUCAAACUAGGCUCUCAUUGACAACACUUUUAUUAGUAAUAAGAGGUUUUUUUAUGAUGUUUUACUUAUCAAAUUUCUCAAAAUUUUGAUCAAUAUGAUUAAACUAUUGAUUAAAGAAAUCCCGUGUUGUUCUUGCCAUUUAUGCACUUGUGUAUUUAGA